AUGAAUUUACAAAAAUGCAAAAAACCAAUUAUAAAGAUGUCCCAAGAUGAAUUAAUUACUUUUUUGCAAGACAAUGAUCUUAUUGUGUUUGGCAUGACGUGUGCAGAAUGCGAGGACACAUGGUUUUGA
Vairimorpha ceranae is the source of this 129-nucleotide messenger RNA. RefSeq lists its product as hypothetical. NCBI's taxonomy places the organism in Eukaryota, Fungi, Microsporidia, Nosematidae. Bases 1 to 129 code for a protein of 42 amino acids. The transcript has a single exon. The record is from RefSeq and is a predicted model, not a curated record.